This is a messenger RNA of Racocetra persica, 263 nucleotides long. Lineage: Eukaryota; Fungi; Glomeromycota; Glomeromycetes; Diversisporales; Gigasporaceae. The record is from the annotation of a GenBank genome assembly.
AUGACGACCGUACCGAAAGCUAUCGUUAAAUGUGUACUUUCCGGAGAUACGCUAAUUAUUCGUGGUAAACCUACCGGAAACCAACCUCCACGAGAAAAGCAAAUUAGUCUGGCUUAUAUCCAGGCCCCGAGGAUGGGAAGCCAGAAAAAAGAUGAUGAACCUUUUGCAUUCGAAUCUCGGGAAUUUCUUCGCUGUCAGAUCGUGGGUAAAGAAAUUACAUUUCGCAUAGACUAUACUGUUCCUACUACCAAUAGAGAAUAUGG